AACCGGAUGAGGAGGAGGAAGAGGAGGAGGAGAAGGAGGAUUCGAGAGGGUCGAAGAAUGAGUCGAGAGCAGAGGUGGAAGCGAGGGAUCUGGAGCUGCCUGCUCUCCCUGCCUUGGUCUCAGCACCUGAUUCACUGCUGUCUUUUACAGAUGAAGAGGAAGAGGAGGAGGAGAGGGAGGACUCGAGAGGGUCGAAGAAGGAAUCGAGAGCAGAGGUGGAAGCGAGGGAUCUGGAGCUGCCUGCCCUCCCUGCCUUGGUCUCAGCACCUGAUUCACUGCUGUCUUUUACAGAUGAAGAGGAAGAGGAGGAGGAGAGGGAGGACUCGAGAGGGUCGAAGAAGGAAUCGAGAGCAGAGGUGGAAGCGAGGGAUCUGGAGCUGCCUGCCCUCCCUGCCUUGGCCUCCCCACCUGCUGCUGCUGCUGUUGAUGAUUCACUGCUUUCCUUUACAGAUGAGGAGGAGGAAGAAGACGAGAGGGAGGACUCGAGAGGGUCGAAGAAGGAGUUGAGGGCAGAGGAACACACUGGGGAGGCGAGGAGGGGAGAAGAGGCGGGAGUGGGCGGUGGGGGAGGAGGGAGAGGAGGAGAAGUGGGAGUGGGGGAAGGAGGAGGUGUGUUUGAAGAGUCAAGAGGAGGUGGAGAGGAGGAGGAGGAGGAGGAGGAGGAGGAGGAGGAGGAGGAGGAGGAGGAGGAGGAGGAGGAGGAGGAGGAGGAGGAGGAGGAGGAGAGAGGAGGCGAGGAGGGAACUGGAGAGGAGGAAAGGAGAGAAGGUGGUAGGGAAGGGAUUGCUGUGGUGCUCCUGUUGCCUACCUGCUGCUUUCCCAAAAUCACUGCUGCCUCUCCCAACCUCACUGCCUGCACCUUCUCUACUUCUGCCCUCUCUUUCCCCAACCUCUCUUGCCCCCCUUUCCCUGCUCCCCCCCUGUCUAGCUUCAAAGCCCCCCCUGUCUGA
Closterium sp. Naga37s-1 is the source of this 950-nucleotide messenger RNA. Lineage: Eukaryota; Viridiplantae; Streptophyta; Zygnematophyceae; Desmidiales; Closteriaceae. The record is from the annotation of a GenBank genome assembly.